GGCUAUGGGGGUGGGGGGUGGGGGGGGGUGGAGAUCAUUUGGAUAAGCAAGCCUCAUCUGAAUAGCAAAUAUUUGUAAGGCAGCCUACUGGAGGAACCUGCUUUCUGACUUUUGUAGUAUUUUUGGGAAUCACCCUUCCCCUGAAGCUAGGCAGAAAAGAGAGUAGCGAGACAGAGGGAGGACACUGGAGCUGGGAGAGCUGACCUGGAGCGGGAUGGCCGGGCUGAGGUUCUUCUAAGAUCAGUUGGCUCACUCCCCCCUAGAGAUUCUUUGGAGCUCUUACACUCAGCGUUUCCACCCAAACAACAGUUCCAGACAGAACGCAGCAUUUGUUUUUGUUUAUUUUUCAUUUUUAAGUUUUCUCCUCUCCUCCGUCCUACUGUUCAGCACCUGGGCACCUUAUCCCAUAUGGGGAGAGGAGCAUUCUAGGGCUGUGGCCAUGGGUGGAUGUUACGGCGUGAGCAGGUCAACGAUUGCAGAAGCGUCACACAGGAAGGCAGAUUUCAUCGACAUUUCGGGGCUUAAAGUGAAGGAAAACAACAACAUCAAUGUGGGCUCUGUUUCAUACCAAAAACUCUACCUGCAGCCUGGAUACGUUUCAGAAAAAAUUUCACAGCUGGAUUUUAAGAAAUUGGUUUCCCCUCCCAGAUGGCCUGGACCUGGCAGAGUGGAUUGCAUCCAACACAGUUGGAUUCUUUAAACAGAUCAACAUAUUUUCAAGUGCAAUGUCAGAAUUUUGCACUGGGACAAGCUGUCCAGUCACGGAUGCUGCCGGAAACAAAAUAUAUUAUUGGCAUGAUGAGCAAGGGAAAAAGCUGAAGUGCUCUGCCCCUCUAUAUACAGACUAUGCAAUGUCUUAUAUUCAGGAGCUCCUCGAAGAUGAAAAUGUUUUUCCCACUAAAACUGGUUCCACAUUUCCUCCUGGAUUUAUUUUCAUGGCCCAGAAGAUUUUCCUUUACCUGUUCCACAUCUUGGCUCAUUUCUACUGGGCACAUUUUCAGGAAAUAGCACGACUUGAACUGCACCCCCACCUUAACACCCUGUACUUUCACUUUAUAAGCUUUAGUCAGGAGUUUAAACUUCUUGAACCACAAGAGACUGCCAUCAUGGAUGAACUGUCAAGGGCCUUGCUGAAACACAACCUCUGCUAAGGCCACAAGCAAAAACAGUUUGUGGAUUUCAAUGAACAAUUUCUUAUAGCAAAACAUUUUCAAAGAACUCUGCAUUCAAAGUCUUACUGCUGGACACAUCUCCACUUGCAUCAUAAAGAAGGGCUAUCAGUUUUCCAAUCCCAUGCAAUGUAAAAUUGAAAAAACUAAGUUAUGCACUUUUCUUAACAGACUACAAACUUUCCACAACUGACUUUCAAGAUUAUAGUUAACACUGAACUGCCAUCAAAGCCUCCAUUUUAAUUUCAACUUCAAGACAGAGAUUAUGGUAUUGGAAAAAUUGUUGAAUGUAGGCUGUCAGAAGCAACUUUGGGUUUCUGAAGCAGAAUGUUAUGAAAAUGUGCUUUUUAACAGGUAUACAGAAUUAGCAGAGGCACCAAGUGCUAUGCACAUUUACAAAAAUGACCUGCUAUUACUUCAUGUAAAUGCAAUUUCAAACAAUUAUGGUCAUUCAUUUCCCUGUGCCACGAAUGGCAACGUGGCAGUAUUUCUAAAGAGGAAUAGCAUUAAAUGCCAAAAUAUUGCCUUGAACUUAACUUUCCUGCAGUGAGUAGUGGAGUGUUUAUGACUUUGAUAUUGGAGGUUUUAUAAGAACAUUUCAUAUCACUUGAGUUUGUCCUAUAAAAUGUGAAAGCAAGCAAGCUGUGAAGUAUAAUAGAUUGUAAAUUUUUCAUAAACUUAUCUGAAGAUUGUAUUACUAAAAGCAAUCAGUUUAUCUGAAUAAUUUAGAAAUUUUGAUACAGUUUUCUUUUAUAGCCAUCCACAUCCUCAUUACUGUUACUAUUUUACGCACAGUUAGCCAACUAAGAAUUUCUGCGUUUUUAAUUAGAAUUAUUUAUAUUGAUGUCAAUGAAAUGUGCCAAUAUAUCUAGUUAUACAGUAUGUGCCAAUUAACUCCUCAACUCAGUACAAACAUUUUUCUAAUGUUAUGUAACAGUUUAUGGCAUUAAAACAUUAAUAUCUGUUGUUAAUAUUUUCAUAAGUACUAUUUGUAAGCAUUCAACAGAAGUAAUAUAACUGCUCAAUAAAAGCAGUUCUUAAAAAAUCUCAAAUGUUC
Molecule: messenger RNA, 2226 nt
Organism: Erpetoichthys calabaricus (reedfish)
Lineage: Eukaryota; Metazoa; Chordata; Cladistia; Polypteriformes; Polypteridae
Product: MOB kinase activator 2-like
Exons: 5
Coding region: 549-1151 (200 amino acids)
Biological process (GO): signal transduction; positive regulation of protein phosphorylation
Cellular component (GO): nucleus; cytoplasm
Molecular function (GO): protein kinase activator activity
Source: RefSeq, a predicted model, not a curated record